GCGAGCAGGGGCUUCCGGCGGGGCCCGGCAGGCGCCGAGGAGGAAGACCGAACCGGACGGCAGCUCUCUCGUCCGAACCUCGGCGCGGGCCAGGAUGACGACUUCAGGCGCUCUGUUUCCAAGCCUGGUGCCAGGCUCCCGCGGGUCCUCCAACAAGUAUUUGGUGGAGUUUCGGGCAGGAAAAAUGUCAUUAAAAGGAACUACCGUCACCCCAGAUAAAAGGAAAGGGCUGGUGUAUAUUCAGCAGACGGAUGAUUCCCUCAUUCACUUCUGCUGGAAAGACAGGACGUCGGGGAACGUGGAAGAUGAUUUGAUCAUCUUCCCUGAUGACUGUGAGUUCAAGCGUGUGCCGCAGUGCCCCAGCGGGAGGGUCUAUGUGCUCAAGUUCAAGGCAGGCUCCAAACGGCUCUUCUUCUGGAUGCAGGAGCCCAAGACCGACCAGGACGAGGAGCACUGCCGCAAAGUCAACGAGUACCUGAACAACCCCCCGAUGCCCGGCGCGCUGGGCGCCAGCGGGAGUGGCGGCCACGAGCUGUCUGCCCUGGGCGGCGAGGGCGGCCUGCAGAGCCUGCUGGGGAGCAUGAGUCACAGCCAGCUCAUGCAGCUCAUCGGACCGGCCGGCCUCGGUGGCCUGGGUGGGCUGGGGGCCCUGACUGGGCCGGGCCUGGCCAGCUUACUGGGGAGCGGAGGGCCUCCUGCGAGCAGCUCUUCGUCCAGCUCCCGGAGCCAGUCGGCAGCGGUCACCCCGUCCUCCACAACCUCUUCUGCCCGUGCCACCCCAGCCCCUUCUGCUCCAGCAGCUGCCUCGGCGACCAGCCCGAGCCCCGCGCCCAGUUCAGGUAAUGGAACCAGCACGGCGGCCAGCCCAACCCAGCCCAUCCAGCUGAGCGACCUCCAGAGCAUUCUGGCCACCAUGAACGUGCCGGCCGGGCCCGGAGGCGGCCAGCAAGUUGACCUGGCCAGUGUUCUCACGCCCGAGAUCAUGGCACCCAUCCUUGCCCACGCGGACGUGCAGGAGCGCCUGCUGCCCUACCUGCCCUCUGGGGAGUCGCUGCCACAGACCGCGGAGGAGAUCCAGGGCACGCUGACCUCCCCCCAGUUCCAGCAGGCCUUGGGCAUGUUCAGCGCGGCCUUGGCCUCGGGGCAGCUGGGCCCCCUCAUGUGCCAGUUUGGCCUGCCCGCGGAGGCCGUGGAGGCCGCCAACAAGGGCGAUGUGGAGGCGUUUGCCAAAGCAAUGCAGAACAGUGCUAGGUCGGAGCAGAAGGAGGGCGACGGGAAGGAGAAGAAGGACGAGGAGGAGGAUAUGAGCUUGGAUUGAGUUAUUUGCCGUCUCGGGGGAGUUCUCAGCUGGGCGUGGUCCGUCGCACGCCUCACCUCUUCCCACUUGCUAAUAAUAAAAGUCUUGUCUUUUACCUGCCAA
This is a messenger RNA of Rhinolophus ferrumequinum (greater horseshoe bat), 1420 nucleotides long. It is a transcript of the gene ADRM1, whose product is annotated as ADRM1 26S proteasome ubiquitin receptor. Bases 95 to 1318 code for a protein of 407 amino acids. Gene Ontology annotation, molecular function: proteasome binding; ubiquitin binding; endopeptidase activator activity. The transcript has 10 exons. The record is from RefSeq and is a predicted model, not a curated record. Gene Ontology annotation, cellular component: proteasome regulatory particle, lid subcomplex; cytoplasm; nucleus. NCBI's taxonomy places the organism in Eukaryota, Metazoa, Chordata, Mammalia, Chiroptera, Rhinolophidae. Gene Ontology annotation, biological process: ubiquitin-dependent protein catabolic process.